AACUUUUGCUCGCGUUCUGUCUGCGGCCGUCAGUCAGUGUACAAUUUUGGCCUCGCGUUUCUCACGUACAUCGCUUCACUCGGAUAGGGAAAUACAGAGGAAAAAAAAGUACGUCGUCUGUUGGAUGGUGAGAAAGAAAGCAAAGCGUACUAAUAGCAGCAGAAAGAAGAAGAAUCGGGAAAAGAUCCACAAAACUUUGCUAUUUUUUCGGUUUCGGUGCGUGUGUGUACCAAUUAUCACGGAAAAUUCAUACGCAAAUUGUGCAAAAAGACGCAAGAAAUCCAUCCCUAGAAGGCAGCCCUUCCCCAGAUAUGUGCAGCUAGUUGAAAUAUGAACGUUUUCAACCAAGUAAUACCUAGUAUGAAUCCACAAGAACUGAGUACUAUGGUUUGGAUGGGACAGUUCGCCUCGCCACUGGAUGAAAACCUAACGAAUCUGUACGGUCAACCGGUGCCAGCUGUAAUGGACGACAUCACGCAGCAAGCUUCAUCGAUGGACAUGAACCCAGCCAUCGGGUCGCUAAUCGGUGAUUAUAGUGGCCAUGUGACGGCGAUUCCAACACCGACAGGUGGAUUGGCUGCUAUUCCAAGCUCCGAACUGGCCAUCACAAAUCCGGAACUGUUCAAUCUCCAGCAGCAACAGUUGCAACUGCAGCAACAGCUCAGUCUUGGGAACUACAGUUUCCUCGAGCAAAGUGGCCUUGCAGGGCAGCUGACCGGACCGGGCGUGGGUCCUGGUGGUAUUGGAAUUGAACCGGACGAUGCGGAUGAUCCGGUCGGUGCCACCCGCAUGGUUGAUGAUGACGACGAUGACGAAGGCCUGAAUGACGAGGAGCAUGCCAUGCAAACCUACGAACAAUAUCAACGAAUGGUGGAAAGCAACAGUGAGUUCCUGUCCGUUACCGGACAGGAAAGUUUACUGACCUACAAGCUGAUGAACGAAGCGCAACUGCUGCAACCGCAGGGUAAUUUUCUCGAUUUCGAUGGGUGUGCAAACGACGACGAUUCGUCCAGUCCGCCCAUGCACGACGGUGUCAAAGUUUCCGGAUAUGCUCACCAGAUAGCGGCGGCCGCAGCGGCAGCAGCAGCAGCAGCAGCAUCGGCCGGUGGUUCUGCUGGGCACACCGGCGGUGAAUCGAGCGGCGCAGCGAUACGCUUCCCGAACAAGAAAAUCAAACCGGUCAAGCGGCCCGGGUUAGUGCUGAAAACGCCGAUUGCCUACAAGGGAGAUAUCGAUCCGUCAGUGAUUCCGAUUCAGCGCGAUGGAAUGGCAAUUUGCGAAAAGUGCGGUGCAAUCGGUGUGAAGCACUCGUUCUACACCAAGCAACGUCGGUUCUGUAGUAUGACCUGCGCCCGUUCCUUCGACGCGCUACGUUUAUACAACAGUACCAAUAAUAAUAACAACAACAGCAGCAGCGGCAGCAGCAACAGUAGUCACAACAGCAGUAACAAUUCCGGUCAUAUCAACUCCUCGGUCUCCGGUGGUUUGAUCAGUAGCAAAUCCAUAGUCACCUUGGAGGAUAGCAUCCCAUCGUUGGCCGCACCGUCAGCUCUGCCCCCGGAACAGUUGAUAGACGAUUCGGCCGACGAAUCCGAAUCGGCUAACACGGCACAAAUAGCCGGCGGCACGGAUAUCGACAGUAAGCAUCUACUGCACCAACAGCAACAAAUACAACUACAGCAACAGCUGGCCUUACAGCAGCAGGUGCAGCAACUUCAGCAUCAGCAACAACAACAACAGCAACAGCAGCAAGUACAAAAUAUCAGCUAUAGAUUCAAAAUGUCUCAGAUUGGUAGCGACAAUAGCAACCACGGUGUAAAUAGCGACAAAACAAUCAGUCACGAAAUCGUUCCUCAGGAUGAAAUCCCGCAGCUCCCGAGAGGAGCCCGGUUGCCUUCACCGUGCCCGCAGGACGAACGCAUUAUUAGCAUCCGAAGAAAACCUUCGGAAUUUAUCAACUCUUUUGAUUGGACAUCGUCUCUGGCGGAUCCGACAUUUUUUGCCGCCCCGGUUACCUGCUUCCGGCAUGCGCCGGGCUACGAAAUGUGGCCCAAUGUGGUGAUCGGGAUGAAGGUCGAGGUGGAAAACACCGACUGCGAUAUGCAGCAGGCCUUGAUCGGCGGGACGCCACACUCGUUCUGGGUGGCAACCGUGCUCCGAAUCUGUGGCUACAAAGCACUUCUGCGUUACGAAGGAUUCGACACGGAUUCGUCGAAAGAUUUCUGGGUUAAUCUCUGCUCUUCCGAAGUCCAUCCGGUCGGGUGGUGUGCUACCCGUGGCAAGCCUCUGAUCCCACCGAAAAGCAUAGCCAAACCGUACAAGGACUGGAAGGAAUUUCUGGUGAAACGACUUUCCAAUGCCAGGACACUACCGUCGACAUUUUACAACAAAAUCAGCGAAAGUUUCAAGUCCCGUUUCCGGGUAGCUCUCAAUCUGGAAGUCGUCGACAAGAAUCGCAUCAGCCAGGUGAAGGUGGCUUCGAUCAACAAAAUCGUGGGGAAGCGGCUGUACGUCCGGUACUACGACAGUCCCCCGGAUGACAACGGUUUCUGGUGUCAUGAAGACUCUCCCCUAAUUCACCCGGUCGGAUGGGCAACGACGGUCGGUCACAAUUUGGCCGCUCCGGAAGAGUACAUGGAUCGCAUGAAUGCUGCUCGAGAUCAGAUCCUCGAGCCGAACGAAGACGACGCCACGAUGGAUCUAUUCAAGACCAACUUCCACUUCGAGGAGUACUAUUUGGAAGGUAAACAGACCGGUUUCGAGGAGGGUAUGAAAUUGGAAGCCGUCGAUCCGCUCAAUCUGUCCUCGAUCUGUGUGGCGACGGUGAUGUCGGUGUUGAAGUUUGGCUACAUCAUGAUCCGUAUCGAUUCGUACGAUCCGGAUGCCAGUGGGGCGGACUGGUUCUGCUACCACGAGAAAUCGCCAUGCAUUUUCCCCGUCGGUUUUUGUUCGACCAACCAGAUCACGCUAACGCCUCCGAAGGGGUACGAUUUGACUACGUUUACGUGGGAACAGUACCUGGUAGAUACCGCCAGUAAACCGGCAACGGAGGAUUUGUUCCAUCGGGAUAUGCUCCGGCAGCAGAAGUUUAAGGUGGGCAUGAAACUGGAAUCGGCCGAUUUGAUGGACCCAAGACUGAUUUGUGUGGCGACCAUUUCGCGGGUCGUCGGCCGCCUGCUGAAGGUCCACUUCGACGGUUGGGACGACGAGUACGACCAGUGGCUGGACAGCGAAAGUCCGGACAUUUACCCGAUCGGUUGGUGUGUGCUCGUCGGCCACAAACUCGAAGGGCCCCGAGUGCUGCCCAAGAUUCCGCCGGUGCAGAAAAUUUCCCCCAAAAUCACCAAAAAGGGCAAACGAAAGAAAAAGAUUAUGAAGUUCGAUAUGAACACCGCUGAAUUACACCCAGUUGCCACGACACGUACCGCUUCGAUCAAAAAAGAACAAGAGCAUUUCGACCAGCAAAGGAUGGUGGUGAAUGCGAUUCCGAAUAGCAGCCCCUACUCGAUAGCAGAACUACGAAGCGACAUGGACCAGAUACAGUACAGUACCGGCCACAGCACGGCGGUCUCGUUGGAAUCUCGUAGCGCGAGCGGAAGUGGUGCAUCGUCUUCGCUUCUGUCGAUCAAACACGAACCUCCCCAUGACCCACUGUUGGGGCCGAUAUUCGAUCAUUCAACCGGUAGCAUCGACAGCGGUGACGACGAUAUGGGUGAUCUCAAAACCGAGGACGAAGAUGGCGAAUCGAACAGUGCCACCGGUAAUCCAUCGUCAGCUCCCUCGGAAAUCACCGACAUCGAGUUGGAGAAAUUCAUUCCACGGCUUAUCAACGACAAUGGAAGCAGUUCGCCCGAUCCGGCCGGUGGCCAGAUAAACCCGGACAGUUGGGAUGUGAAGGAUGUCGCGCUGUUUCUGACCGCCAACGAUUGUUCGAUGCACUGCGAACCGUUCGUGUCCGGUGGCGUUGACGGCAAGCGGCUCCUACAGCUUAGUAAGGACGAAAUCAUCACCCUGCUGAACAUGAAGGUCGGGCCGUCGCUGAAAAUCUUUGAUCUCAUCCAGCAACUCAAGUGCAAAAUCGAUCCGAGCAAAUCACGACUACUUAAGUCCAGUCUGGGAAAAAAGUAUCUGUAGCGGGGAGUGGGAGUGGUGGGCUGCCGGAGCGACCGGAAGGGUUCAAAUCCGAAGAGUAUUAACUUAUUUCUCUGUUCUUCAUUUGCGCCACCUGCUUGGGUUUAUUUAGAAACUUUUCGUUUUUUUACAGCUAGUAAUUUGUCGUGUAGCAAAGUUUAUAGGUUCUUUUUUUUUUAACAAAACAAGUACUCUUUCUGUUGUUAUUCAAGCGAAACCAUUUUUUAUCCAGUUUUGUCGGACAAUUCCAAAGCUUUGUGUCGUAGGUGGAGUCAGCGCAGGUAUGCAUAUUGUUUCACAAAACUAAACAUUUCCAGUGAUAGUGGCGGUGGAAGUGAAAAAAAGCAAUUACCAAAAACAAAAGUAACACAACACAACUAUUCAAACACACACACACAGACAGACGGACGGACAGUUCAAGAAAGCCACAGAGAGUAAACACAAACAAACGGAUGCAAAACACCACAACUGAAUGGUGAUUAAGUGGUGAGAAAAAAAACACCUCUGCAUUCGGUGUUGGAGUUGUGCGUGCAGCGAAUUCUUGCUCGAAUUGCUAAAAAGUGUCUAAACAAAAACAAAGCAAAACAAUACAAAACGUAUAGGAAGUAUACAUGAAGUUGUAAAAAGGUAAAAAUCUAACAUGCUAAUGGUAGUAUAAUGUUUCAGAAUUUAUUGGAGUAUCUUUUUUACGAGGAAAGAGAAAGCAAAAAGUAUAUUUAGAGUAGAGAAAAUGGAGAAAAUAUAAGCCGAAAGGAAGUAACUUUUCUUGAAAA
Malaya genurostris is the source of this 4904-nucleotide messenger RNA. It is a transcript of the gene Sfmbt, whose product is annotated as polycomb protein Sfmbt. Lineage: Eukaryota; Metazoa; Arthropoda; Insecta; Diptera; Culicidae. Gene Ontology annotation, molecular function: zinc ion binding. The record is from RefSeq and is a predicted model, not a curated record. The coding region runs from base 331 to 4134 and encodes 1267 amino acids. Gene Ontology annotation, cellular component: nucleus. Gene Ontology annotation, biological process: heterochromatin formation; regulation of DNA-templated transcription. The transcript is spliced from 8 exons.